Messenger RNA from Artibeus jamaicensis (Jamaican fruit-eating bat), 3994 nucleotides. RefSeq names its product LIM domain only 3 (gene LMO3). Gene Ontology annotation, molecular function: DNA-binding transcription factor binding; transcription coactivator activity. Lineage: Eukaryota; Metazoa; Chordata; Mammalia; Chiroptera; Phyllostomidae. The transcript has 4 exons. Bases 752 to 1222 code for a protein of 156 amino acids. Gene Ontology annotation, biological process: positive regulation of transcription by RNA polymerase II. Gene Ontology annotation, cellular component: nucleus. The record is from RefSeq and is a predicted model, not a curated record.
GCCGCGGGCAGGGAAGUGGGUCCUAGGUAGGUUCCUGAGCCCCCUUCUCCUUACUUGCUGGGAUCCAUGACCCCCCACCCUCACCCCCAAGAGCUGAAAUUGCAACCCUUUGGUUCUUGUUGACACUUCUGCUUCUCCCCACUCUGCCAUAACUCAGUGUGGUUCCCAGAGAUGGAAAAGUGACUGUUUGGAAAGGAGGAGGUGGAGGGGGAGAAGUGGCCAGAAGAGCGAGAUUCCGUGGAGCCAGGUGCCUAUGUCCUAAUAGGUUCAGAUCCAAACUGAUGGCAGCACAUUUUUACGGGGGGCUUCCCAGAUAGCUGUUAUGAAAUACAACUCAGAUUUAUGGUCUUUUUCAUAUUGAACAUGAUAUGCUAUGCUAACGCUGCAUGUGACAGUUUAAUCAAAUCCAUUUGUUACCACGAAGCUAAAAGGGGCCGCUGGGAUUUUAGGAUUAUGGGCAGAGUUAGGGAAGCAUGUGGCUUUGUCAUUCGCCAUCAUUUUGCACACUGCCACAGUGCGAGGGGCUCUGUGUGUGCGCCGCGUCUCGUCUGGCCACACUCGUCCCUUCCCCCACCCCUACCACCACUCUGACCGGCUCUCAAAGUGGCUUCACAAUAGUCGGGUCCUCUGCGGUGUAGGCUGCGCUCCAGGUCCACGCUUGAGCUAAAUAAGGAGACCCCCUUCUACGUCUACCUUUGGGCUUGGUGCUCAAUGCGAAGCCGCUGCAACUCAGACACGCCUCAGUCAACUCAUGCAGAAAAAGGAGAAAAGUUUUGGUAUACAAAUGCUCUCAGUCCAGCCAGACACCAAGCCGAAAGGUUGUGCUGGCUGCAACCGAAAGAUCAAGGACCGGUAUCUUCUAAAGGCACUGGACAAAUACUGGCAUGAAGACUGCCUGAAGUGUGCCUGCUGUGACUGUCGUUUGGGAGAGGUGGGCUCCACCCUGUACACUAAAGCUAAUCUUAUCCUUUGUCGCAGAGACUACCUGAGGCUCUUUGGUGUAACGGGGAACUGCGCUGCCUGUAGCAAGCUCAUUCCUGCCUUCGAGAUGGUGAUGCGCGCCAAGGACAACGUUUACCACCUGGACUGCUUUGCGUGCCAGCUCUGUAAUCAGAGGUUUUGUGUUGGAGACAAAUUUUUCCUAAAGAAUAACAUGAUCCUUUGCCAGACGGACUACGAGGAAGGUUUAAUGAAAGAAGGUUAUGCACCCCAGGUUCGCUGAUCUAUCAACAUCACCCCAUUAAGAAUACAAAGCACUACAUUCUUUUAUCUUUUUUGCUCCACGUGUAUAUAAGAAUUGACACAACCUACUGAAUAGCGUAGAUAUAGGAAAGCAGGAUGGAUAUAUGAAAUAAAAGGCGGACUGCAUCUGUAUGUAGUGAAAUUGCCCAGUUCAGAGUUGAAUGUUUAUUAUUAAAGAAAAAAGUAAUGUACAUAUUGCUGGAUUUUUGCUUGCUAUUCGUUUUUGUGUCACUUGGCAUGAGAUGUUUAUUUUGGACUAUUGUAUAUAAUGUAUUGUAAUAUCUGAAGCACAAAUGUAAUACAGUUUUAUUGUGUUACCAUUUGUGUUCUGUUUGCUUCUUUGUAUUGUUGCAUUUAGUACAAUCAGUGUUUAAACUUACUGUAUAUUUAUGCUUUCUGUAUCUACCAGCUAUUUUAAAUGAGCUGUAACUUUCUAGUAAAAAAUUGAAGAGCAAAUCUCACUAAUGAUACACAUAUAGAUAAAGCAAGUCUAUCAACAUUAGACAGACUAAAAAAAUACAGACAUACAAAGCGUUUUAGCAACACCCACCAUUAUUGCCACUAUGAUUUAGAGUCUAUCAGUGUUCUCAUUAUAACCCCCUAUUUUCAGGGGGUUAAGAUCAGCUUUAAAAAAAUGCAUAAAAAUUUCAUCUUAAAGCACUUUCAUUUUGUACCAACGUGAAAAGUGCCACUUUUAGAAUAACUUUAAAGCUUAACAGUUAUCCUCUUAAUAUCCUUGUAUGUGUGCCCGCUGCUUGUGUGAUAGCUUUGUUGUUAGUCUGCUCUUCAGUCAUUCACCCCCUUGUUGUGAACUAGUGCCUUUGGGUAUCAUAAGUUUUUUCCAAAGGGUUACUUUAAAAAGUGUUACCACAAUUAUGAGAUAACUUUUAAAUGACAAAUUAAAUUUCUUGUAAAAAUUUUGCCCAGACCUCUCCAGAAGAGCUAAGUGUUUAAUAACGUUAUGACUUGAUAAUUUCUGGCACUAAAAGGAUUUGAGUGUGAAUCUACUGAAAUUAUGAUAAUGCACAUUAAAGCUAGGAUGAUAUUUGAGCAGUGAGGUUACUUCUGAUUGAGCAACAUAGUGCUCAUAGAAUCUUCUAGAAGAAGAGAGACAAAGGGAUUGAUAAAAAGCUGAGAAGUGGUGAUUAUAUAUUUUCCUUUAUUUACAUGCCGCUUAUUUUAAUGUUUAAAAGUGAACACUUUCAAAUUUGAUGUGUCUUCUUCUUGCUUUCUUUGAGUAAUUACCCAAUCAGUGUAUAUCACACCUAAACUGAAAUCCCUCACUCCAUUUUGUAAAGGUGAAAUAUUAUUCCCAUACAUACAUGAUAGCUGAUAAAGAGGAAAACUUUCUAGAAACAGAAAUUAUGGAGACUGAUUAUUUAAAUUACAGCAUAAGAAAUAAAAAUGAGUAUAUAAUCCCUCUUCUGGGUUGCUCACACUUUGCUCCUUUGCUUCUGUUCCCUGUAAUAAAACUACCUUUCAACAAAUCUAAUCCCACAUGGGCACAAUGAAGCAUAUUUCUACUAGAACAAAGUUAGCACUGUGGUUUUUUUUUUCCUUGAUCACUUGUAUAGGAAACAAUAUUUCCCAGUGUUCUUUGCAUACAUAUUUUAUGCUGCCGAUACAUGUAUUGCAGAUGAAAAUGAAGUGUGAUCCCUGAAUUGGUGGUUUUGGGGCCAAAAUAUUAAGCUGCAAAUAAUGCUGGUGUUAAUUUGAGUCAUUUUUAAAAGCAAAGCUUCAUUAUGGACAUGCAUGUGAAUCUGGAUAUUGCCUCUCAUGUUUAAGAAUAUGACUCUGUGCAAAGUGAAUGGUAUGUAUUUUCACAAAUGCUUCAUGGUUAAGAGUGUGCAAGUCAUGUGCCCCCCAAAAGUGAGAUGAAAAAACUUCAAGAAUAGCUAUGUGAGGCCCAUAAUAGAACUAUUAUUUUAGCCUUAGAGCCUUACAUGUGAUUCAUAAAAAGACUUGCAGAGUCAAAGCUAAAAACAGCAAAUCAAAACAAAACAGAGCACGUGGGAGCAGGGGAGAGAGCGGGGCGUGGUUUGCGUGACGCUGUAGCUGUGCCAUGCACGUACGUACAUACGUAGUCCCCAAUAAGAGUUGCUUGACGUUCAUGUGGACGUUCAGUUUUAAUUGUCAGUGUAUUUUUCAAAUGAUCUUUAAAUAUUUAAAUGUUUCUGUAUAUGUUAAGAUCAAUCUGCCAAAAAUACCUGUAAACUGGGAACAAACCGGCCAGCUAUCCUUGGCGCCCAGAGACCAAGCAGUGUUUUUUACUGCCUUUUAUUUAUAGUGACCCUUUGAGAAUUUGUUCUUAUGCUUUUCCUACAAAUGCAAUUACUCACCUAGAUUAAAGAUUAAGGCCUUAAUCUCUUUAGAUUAUCUUUAAUCUCUAUGAAUUUGUGAAAGAAGACAGAAAUAGGCCAUUUAAUAGCUAAUUGCCCAUAAACAGUAGCAUCUUUGACCUGAAGUACUAAGCUAAUUGUCUUGAAUAUUCAAAGUUCCUGAAUUGUUGUCAGCUUCCCUCUUUGUGCUGUGUUGCCCUGAUGUCACUUAGCUUGUUAUCUGGUGCCUCCAGUAGGACCCGUUGAAUUGAGCUUUGAUUUCUCAAGCAGGGACCUCGCCCUUCCAAACAUGCACCACGUACAAGCUGCCUCUGAUGAAGGACCAGGCACCUCCAGACCCCCAGAAUGCUGGCUGAGUUUAAAAGCUGACCUGUGUUUGUGACUUCACUUUCAUCUUGCUUAAUAAAAAUCUG